Silurus meridionalis is the source of this 3498-nucleotide messenger RNA. RefSeq names its product tetratricopeptide repeat protein 24. NCBI's taxonomy places the organism in Eukaryota, Metazoa, Chordata, Actinopteri, Siluriformes, Siluridae. The record is from RefSeq and is a predicted model, not a curated record. Gene Ontology annotation, molecular function: protein binding.
AAUCGACCGAACAAAUCACUUUUUUUUUUGCUGUGAUGCAACAUUUUAUUGCUAUUCAUUUCUACUUUAUUAAAGACAAUAAAACGUCUUAUCACUAUGUCAACGGUAGACAAACAGUCACGUGGUCAGGGGCAGACGUCCGUACUCAGCACCUGUCCCAAAGGUUUUAUUAGUAAUGAUGACUUUGUGUAUGGUUGAUCGUGUAAAUGUAGGCAGAAGGGAUUAUUCUCAUACUUGCUGCUCCAGCAGAACAUUUCAUUAAACAUGGCUUCACUUUCCAAAACUUAUCACAUCAGCACAUGAUCGUAAUCUGUUUCCUGUCAUGGCCUCGGAUGGCUCACCAUCCCAAGAUACUCAGAAGAAGAAAACGAAGACAAGCGGAAAGAGGAAGGGUGAAACCGUAAAGGACGUAGAGGAUAAAGUGGAGCUUCAGGUGGAGAGACUUACAGCAUGUGGAUACAGUGCUUUACAAAAGGGAGACAGCUCAAAGGCUCUCGAAUACUUCAAAAAGGCGUUCAGGACUGCUGCGAAUCUCAAACAGACUAAAGUACAGCGGGCUUGUGCUUUUAACCUUGGAGCAGCAUAUGUGGAAGCAGGUAAACCCCAGAAAGGGCUUGAUUUUCUGUCACAAGCUGAGUCAAGCGAGAGAGGUGAGCGGGUGGCAGAUUUGCAGUUUAAUUUAGCAGCAGCGCACGACGCUCUUCAUGACCAUGUGCGAGCUGUCAGACAUUACCAACAAGCUGCACAGCUUUAUCGUGCACAAGGAGACGGGAGCAGUGAAGGGGACACCUGUAUCAGACUGGCACACUGUCACCUGCGCAAGAAGGAGUGGAAUGAUGCAGCAGAGAAUUACCUACGUGCAGCCGAAAGCUAUAAGAUGGUAGGGAAACUGGCCUAUGCUGCAGUGGCCCUGAAGGAUGCUGGAAAUCACAUGUUAAAAUGCGACUGCUUCUCAGCAGAUGAUGUCGUUAGUGUUCUCACAGAGUGUUUGCAACUGAGUGCCAAAAUCACAGAACUAGAGACACUAGGUGAACUCUAUAACGCAGUAGGAUUGAGUUUCUCUCAGCUGACUUUUUCUGAGGCUGCUGAGUGCUACGAGCUGGCUCUGCCUCUGGUCCGCUCAACUCCACGCAGGCUAGCUGUGGUCAUGCAGAAUCUGGGCGCGGUCCACAACUCCUUGGCACAGUACCGGAAAGCCCUGGAUUACCACAGAGAAGCAGCUGCACUGCACGGAUCGCUAGGUAGCCGUCGGGCUCAGGGCUGCUGUUUCUGUAACCUGGCUUAUGCACUCAGUGAACUGGGGGAACUGGAGGAGGCAGGAGAGAGCUAUCUACACGCUCAACAGGCUUUCAAAGACAGUGAUGAUUCCUUGGGGCACUGGCAAGCGUGUGAAGGUCUGGGUGAAAUCAAAAUGAGACUUAGAGACCCAGACAAAGCCAUUCUCUACUAUAAGCAGGCUUUAGCACUACUCUCCAAGUGCAAGGAUGUCUCCAGCUCUGUGCAGGAAAGCCUUGUCAAUAGGCUAAGUGAGGCUUUACAGAUAAAACUGGCCUUUCAGCAGAGUGGCCCCCUUGUAAGUAAAGCAAUCAAGGAGAGAAACAUGAACAGACAACACCUGCGAAAAGCCCAGAUGAGCAACGCAGAGGAAACGACGAGUGAGCAGACAAGAAAAGAACAAUCGAACAAUCACAGGGUAGAGGAUACGGAAUGGAGACCUACAGAAACAAUUGGACAGAGGAAAACUCAUGGUGACAUGAUAAUAUCAUCAAGGACGACACAAACAGAGCGUCCUGAUCACAUGACUGCGCUUCCAGAAGCUAAUAGGAACCUGAACAACACAUAUGAGAAACCUCGUCUUGAAUAUAAGAAUCCCAAAGACUCCCAUUUCAGCCCACAUCCGGAUGAAUCCACGUCUGAAAAGUCCAAAGAGAACCCAGUGGUAUCAACAAGUGUUCCACUGCUGGAGGAGAGCAUAGAGGCCUUACCUCCAGCACAUCUUCACAGUGAGAAGUCUACUUCCAUACACAGGACUGUAAAGUCCAGAUUCUGUACAAUCAUGUGACAACAGCCAGGACAUAUUUAUUGUUUCUCUCCCAGGGUUUUUUUUUCAAAACAACUUCAUUUUCACUGAGCUACAUUCACUCUGUAUGGCCUGUAGCAAGAGGACACAGGAUCCAUGUCCUAUUAUAAUAUACUGAUUAAAUCUACUGAUGCCAUAUGAACAUUUUAUUUUGAAACAUUGUGCAUAAUCUGAAAUGAUCUGCUAAUAGUCCUGCUUUAAUUCUUUUACUGCUUUUAGCAUCCAUUUACUUCCUCACUAAACUGCCACAAAGAGGAAGGCAUAAAAUUACAUCGCUAUCUUGGAUCGUCCAAUCACAUCUCGUCUCCAUCACAUCUCUGUGAUGAAGGUUUGCCCUAAAUGGAACCAAAAUCCUACCACUGGAUUAUUAAUUACAGCACUGCCUCCAAUACUGAUAUUGUGUGAUCUUAGUUUGAUCUUAUAUGCCAGAUUUCUAAGAUUGUAACAAUAUAGCAGUAUAGAGGGAAUAUAAAAUGUAAGUUAAUAAUGUACUUUUAAAAACGUAUACUGAUAGCAUCGUAUACUAUUCCAGCAUAGGUGUGAUAAAUUGUAUGCUCGGCAUUAUAACAAACAAACAUACAUUCAUUGAGCACUUUAUUAAUAACACUAUACUAAUACUGGGUGGGGCCUCACUUUGCUCUCAAAACAUCCUAAAACCCGAAUGGCCUAAAAACACUACUUUGAGAUUUUAGUGUAUAUUCACAUGAUUGCAUCACACAAAUCCUACAGAUUCCUACAGAAUGUGCACAUGCUGUCAAUUUCCUGUUCUACCACAUCCCAGAAGAGUUAUAUUAAAUUUUAAUCCAGUAAGGAGCACUGAACGCAGUAAAAGCAAAAAUCAAGAUCCAUCAGACCCGAACAGUUGUACAACUGCAGCCACAGGUUUCUGUUCUUGGCUUAAAGAAGUGUUACCUAAUUUGGUCUUCUGUGAAGUGUAGACAAAUCGGGUACGUUCUGAGGUGGUUCUGCUCACCAAAAUUGUACAGAGUGGUUAUCUGAGUUACUGUAGCCUUUCGGUCAGCUCAGUCCUGUAUGGCUAUUAUGUGUUGAUCUCUCUCAACAACAAAAACCUUUCCCAGAGCAGCAGGCAAAAUCACUGAGAUCACAUUUUUCCCCAUUUUUAUGAUUGAUGGGAACAUUACCCAAAGUUGCUGACCUGUUUCUGUAUCACUGUAUCAUUGCUGCCAUGUGAUUGGCUGAUUUAAAUAAUUGAAUAAGUAGGUGCACAGGUGUUUUGAAUAAAGUGCUCAGUAAGUGUACAUACCAGAUGUGAUUUAGAAAAAAACAUAUUUAUACACUAACAGGCCAGACUAAGCUACAUAGAGAGUGAGGACUGACUUCAUUAAGUGAUUCAGGCAAAAAAAAGUGUUUAUAUUUUCCAUGACUGAGAUUGUUGCUUUGAGUGUCUGAAGAAUAAA